CAUGGGUUACUUUUAAUUAAAAUUUGACUCAAAAAAUAUAAAAUGUCGAAUCCUGGUCUGAGGGGGUUUGACAAGUUACGCUACAAUCUUAUCCAUGUUGAUAUGAUCGUUGGUUUCGGAGCAUUUUCUUGUUUAUUGCUUGACCCUCUGAAGAAUGAAUAUCUGUACAUGCGUGUUGCUGAGUUACACAACACAACGAAGAAAAUUUUGUCAGAUUGCACGGAAAAUAACGCAACGAACAUUGACCAGAUUGUUGCUGAUGAAGUAUCACAGUGGACCUUGUACUUGAAUCUUUCCAUGUUCCUACCAGCUUGUGUGGCAUCUAUUCUAAUCACAUCUUGGAGCGACAAAGUUGGCCGUAAAGUAACCAUGUCCAUAUCCUUAUCGGGCAUGCUGCUACACAGCAUAUUACUUGCUAUCAUUGUAAAACUACAUUUGCCAAUACCGUGGCUUUUGGUCAGCAACUUUGCGGCUGGGCUUGGUGGUUACUACAUGGCUCUGCUAAUGCAAGGCACCGCUUAUCUAAGUGAUAUAACAUUGGAAGAAAAACGAGGCUUUCGAUUUGCGAUUCUGGAAGCUUCGAUGGGUGUAGGGGGUGGGGUGGCGGGUAUAUGUAGUGGGUACUGGAUCGAAGCCCAAGGAUUCUUUAACCCCGUCCUUUCAACGAUGAUAAUCAAUAUCUCCUCGCUCCUGCUCGUUCCUCUUCUCCUCAAUCCUCAGAAGAUAAAGAAAGAGAAUAAACUGAAAGAGGAAAAAGAGAGUGUUGGCAUAGAACCGAUCAACCGUGAAGGGUCUGGCGCCGAAAUUACUGAUGCGCGAAGAGCGAGUGUCGACAGUGCCUUCUCUGAUGUCACAAUUGCAUCUAAGAAUUUUGGAUCUUUUGUUGAAAAUGCAGAUUUGAAUGAAAAUCCAGAAAUAAAACCCCAAAAUAGUAAGAAGUACAAUGUGUUUGAAUUACUGAGGAGAGUUUGGCAUGUAUAUAGCAGUGAAUUCAGUGAAUGUGAUGUCUGUAACCUUACUAAUGGAGAUGUCACCAUCAUGUGCAGAAUAAGCAAAUGCGAGCACGGUGGGGGCUGGUAUGUCGGUCGUAUAUGGAGGUUAUGGUUUUAUAUUUUGUCGUAUGAUCUUAUGAUGUACGUUACAGUUGGUUGCAUGGUUUUCCAAACAAUAUAUUUCCUUUCAAAACCCCUGUGUUUUACGCCUGUGCUCGUGGGGGCUCAACUGGCAGUGAAAUUUUCUGUGCUGGCCCUCUCCCCUGUACUAAUAGUGGUCAUGCAAAAAAUUUUAAAAAUGUCGGCGCAUUUCAUUAUUCUCGUCGGACUUCUUGCGUUGUCAGGUUUCUGUUUUGUGAUGUCAUUCGCUCAUGUACUUCAUGACCCUUUGGUUUUCAUUGCAACUUCAUUAACUUUAUUCUGCAAUCCUGCCAAACCUUUCAUUCAAGCCAAGAUUUCUUCACUUGCAUCAAAGUAUGAACAAGGUGCUGUAUUUGCUGUAGUUUCCUGUACUGAGAUACUUAUGUUUCUGGUGGCUACAUUAUCUUUCUUAACGUUAUAUCCUGCUACACUUUCAAUAUAUCAUGGAUUCAUGUGGUUGUACGGCGCUGGUGUGGCUCUUAUACCAUGUGUGCUCAUACUAGUUGUAUCUAUCGCUGACAAGCGCCGGGAUAGACUGACAGUUGAAAUUGGUGAAACAAAGCCAUUAUUAUCAUGAUUGGUUUCUUCAUAUCAUCUAAUAUUAUGCACUUUGCUUUUCAAAAUUUACAAAAUACCUCACUAAGGAAGUUAUUCUAUAGUUGAUGUGUUUUGGUGCCUUUCCUUCAAGAUAAUUAUUAUAUGCAAAUAAUUCAUUAGAGCUUGAUUAAUCUAAACUAGUGCCAUGAAUUAUGAACAUUUGUUUUUUUCAAUAACGUACUUUUACAGAUUGUAUCUGGAAAAUUAGAUACUGCACUUGGUUUAUUAUUCUUUAUAAAUUUUUCCGAAAUUAUAUUUAUUUUAUAAAAAAAUCCUGAAAUUAUUUUUUUGAUAUAAACAGAUUUGUUAGGAUUUAUUGUGUAGUAAACAGUGUUUCUUUUUUGUUUUCUUUUACUUUUGUUAGCACUUGUAUAUAACUGAUUUAUGGGAAAUGAAGUUUUCAUUUAAGCAAUCUUUCGUGCAAUUCUUUUAAUUAAUUUGUUGCUUUUAAUUGACCUUAUUUGACCAUGAAUUACUCAUUUAUGUGCUUGUAUUGUGGUGGUUUAUAAGUUUCAUGUGGCCUCAGCUAAUAAAGAAAUAUAAUCGUUGUUGUUGGAUAAAUUAUUAAACUUCUUGUAUUUUUAAUGUCAAAACAAAGACGAAAAAAGCUGUAAAAUAUCUUGUUUCGUUUUUGAUAAAAGACGUUCUCACGUAAAUAAAGCGAAAUACUAUACUUCA
This is a messenger RNA of Ciona intestinalis (vase tunicate), 2408 nucleotides long. Lineage: Eukaryota; Metazoa; Chordata; Ascidiacea; Phlebobranchia; Cionidae. The record is from RefSeq and is a predicted model, not a curated record.